GCUUCAAUUCGGUGGCCACCGCCAGGAUCUUCUACAAGCUCAUGUUGCGGCUGGGCUUCCAGAAAUUCUACAUUCAAGGCGGGGACUGGGGGUCCCUCAUCUGCACCAACUUGGCCCAGAUAGUUCCCAACCACGUGAAAGGCCUGCACUUGAACAUGGCUUUCAUUUCAAGAAGCAUCUACACCCUGACCCCUCUCCUGGGCCAGAGCUUCGGGAGAUUUCUUGGCUACACUGAGAGGGAUAUCGAGCUGCUGUACCCCUUCAAGGAGAAGGUUUUCAACAGCAUCAUGAGGGAGAGUGGCUACCUACAUAUCCAGGCCACCAAGCCAGAUACUGUGGGCUGUGCUCUGAACGACUCGCCCGUGGGCCUGGCUGCCUACAUCUUAGAAAAGUUCUCCACCUGGACCAAGUCAGAAUACCGUGACCUGGAGGACGGAGGCCUGGAGAGGAAGUUCUCCCUGGAAGAUCUGCUGACCAACAUCAUGAUCUACUGGACAACAGGAACCAUUGUCUCCUCCCAGCGCUACUACAAGGAGAACCUGGGCCAGGGUGUCAUGGUCCAUAGGCAUGAAGGGAUGAAGGUCUUUGUGCCCACCGGCUAUUCUGCCUUCCCUUCUGAGAUACUGCAUGCUCCAGAAAAGUGGGUGAAGGUCAAGUACCCCAAGCUCAUCUCCUACUCCUACAUGGAGCGUGGGGGCCACUUUGCUGCCUUUGAAGAGCCCAAGCUUCUGGCCCAGGACAUCCGCAAGUUCGUGUCCCUGGCCGAGCUGCAGUGAUGACACUAGCUUCCAACCAUGGCUUUAGCAGCAGCCCUGGUUCCCCUGGAGGCACACUGAGGAGAGAUGACCCCGUUCUAAUGAAUAUUUGCUUCUGUCCUCUGACCACCCUGGGGGUCCACACUUAACCCCACCCCCCAGAGUUCCCUCUCACCACCCCAUAUGCAUCACCCCACUGCACACCAGGGUUAAGCUUUGAUGAUAAAUGGUUUUAUUUCUAAGAGUGUCUGGA
Molecule: messenger RNA, 1008 nt
Organism: Microtus ochrogaster (prairie vole)
Lineage: Eukaryota; Metazoa; Chordata; Mammalia; Rodentia; Cricetidae
Product: epoxide hydrolase 1-like
Exons: 5
Biological process (GO): arachidonate metabolic process; epoxide metabolic process
Molecular function (GO): epoxide hydrolase activity
Source: RefSeq, a predicted model, not a curated record